AUGGCACCCAGCACACUCUCCCUGGAAAUCCUAACACCCAAAGAGAAGAACAGACUCAGGAAACCCAUUGUAGAAAAGCUGCGGCGUGACCGGAUUAACAGCAGCAUCGAGCAGCUGAAACUGCUCCUGGAGAAGGAGUUCCAGAGACACCAGCCCAACUCCAAGCUGGAGAAAGCUGACAUCCUGGAGAUGACUGUCAGCUACCUGAAAUACAGCCGAGCUUUUGCAGCAUCUGCCAAAAGCCUACAGCAGGAUUAUUGUGAAGGGUAUGCCUGGUGCCUCAAGGAAGCUCUGCAGUUCCUGUCUCUCCAUUCAGCAAACACAGAAACCCAGAUGAAGCUGAUCUGCCACUUCCAGAGGUCACAAGCAGUGCCUAAGGACUCUGGUUCUUCUCUACCUGCUUCCACACACCAGCCCCCAGCAAAACAAGCAGCACUGAAACCCUCCUGCAGCCUCUGGAGGCCUUGGUAG
Messenger RNA from Calypte anna (Anna's hummingbird), 471 nucleotides. RefSeq names its product transcription factor HES-5. Gene Ontology annotation, molecular function: protein dimerization activity; RNA polymerase II cis-regulatory region sequence-specific DNA binding; DNA-binding transcription factor activity, RNA polymerase II-specific. Gene Ontology annotation, cellular component: nucleus. NCBI's taxonomy places the organism in Eukaryota, Metazoa, Chordata, Aves, Apodiformes, Trochilidae. The transcript is spliced from 3 exons. The coding region runs from base 1 to 471 and encodes 156 amino acids. Gene Ontology annotation, biological process: anterior/posterior pattern specification; regulation of transcription by RNA polymerase II; regulation of neurogenesis. The record is from RefSeq and is a predicted model, not a curated record.